AAUUGAUCCUCUCUGUCGUAUCAAACCCCAACAUUUUUCCGGCUGAGGUUUCUCAUCGCUUAAAAAGAAAAAAAGAAAAGAAAAUACUAAUAAUAAACGUCGUGACGUGCCAACUUAUUAAUUAAUUAAAUAAAUAAUUUCCUCGCAAUCACUAUAGAGCGAAGCUGAACUGAUUUCCUUCUCCUUCAAUUGAAACCCUAGGGUUUUUGGAUGAACUUUUCCUAAAUUGUUGUUUGGUUAUUGGAAAAUCGGCAAUGGGAGCAAGCCGGAAGUUGCAGGGAGAGAUAGAUCGAGUUUUGAAGAAGGUUCAAGAAGGCGUCGACGUGUUCGACAGCAUUUGGAACAAGGUUUAUGAUACAGACAAUGCGAAUCAGAAGGAAAAAUUCGAGGCCGACUUGAAAAAGGAGAUUAAGAAGUUGCAGAGGUAUAGAGACCAGAUCAAGACAUGGAUACAGUCCAGCGAGAUCAAGGAUAAGAAGGUUAGUGCCUCUUAUGAGCAGGCUCUGAUGGAUGCUCGAAAACAAAUUGAGCGUGAAAUGGAGCGAUUUAAGAUAUGUGAAAAAGAAACAAAGACAAAAGCAUUCUCAAAAGAAGGUCUUGGCCAACAACCUAAGACGGAUCCGAAGGAAAAAGCUAAAUCAGAGACGAGAGAUUGGUUGAAUAACGUGGUUAGUGAGCUGGAAAAUCAAAUUGAUAGCUUUGAAGCUGAAAUAGAAGGACUUUCGGUUAAGAAAGGGAAGACAAGACCACCCAGAUUGACGCAUCUGGAAGCAUCCAUCACUCGGCAUAAGGCUCAUAUUAUGAAGCUGGAGUUAAUUCUAAGGCUCUUGGAUAACGAUGAAUUGAGUCCGGAGCAAGUCAAUGAUGUGAAGGAUUUCUUGGAUGACUAUGUUGAAAGAAAUCAGGAAGACUUUGAUGAGUUUAGUGAUGUUGAUGAGCUUUACAGUUCCUUACCUCUAGACAAGGUGGAGUCUCUUGAAGAUCUAGUUACGGGUCCUCCUAGUCUUGUUAAGGGAGUCACUGCUUCCAGUGCAGUUAUAACUAUGAAAACUUCUCUGGCUGCAACACCUGUUCAAACUUCAGUAACAACCACAGCUACCAUCCAACAUGUUGCUUCCACCCUCGACCAGGUUGAUGAAACAGCUUUUCAGGAUGAUGCAGUUGCAAGAACCCCACCUCCUAAAGGUAGUGGCCUCAGUUCUCCUGUGCCACAAACACCACCAGCAGGUCUUGCAACUCCUGGCAUCACAAGUGUUGUUGGUGCGUCAUCUCCUGUGGCUGUGCCAAGUGCUACAAAAGAAGAGGAUAUUACGAAUUUCCCUGGUCGUAAAUCAUCACCAGCACUUGCUGAAACUGGAUUAAGGGCUAUUGGCAGAGGUGGGUUGCCUAGUCAACCAGCUCCUAACAUCCUUCCUAGUUCUGGCAACACGAUUUCCGGCAAUGGAGCCCUUGGUACAAUUCCCUUGUCAUCUGAUAUGGGGAAAAGAAAUAUCUUGGGAUCUGAUGAUCGACCUGGGAGUAGUGGCAUGGUGCAGGGUCUUGCAUCUCCUCUAAGUAAUCGAGCAGUCAUGCCACAAGCUUCGAAGUCGAGUGAUGUGCUUGGAUCAUCUGAUACUGGAAGUGUUAAUGAUUCUACAGUUGUGGGCACCAGAGUCUUCAAUUCUCCUGUUGUUCCCGGUAUGCAAUGGCGACCUGGAAAUUCCUUCCAAAACCAGAAUGAACCGGGCCAGUUUCGUGGAAGAACUGAGAUUGCGCCUGAUCAAAGGGAGAAGUUUCUACAACGGUUUCAGCAGGUACAGCUGCAAGGCCAGACUAAUCUUCUGGGUAUGACGCCUCUUACUGGAGGAAAGCAGUACUCUGCACAACAGCAAAACCUUCUCUUACAACAGUUCAAUGCUCAAAGCUCAUCCAUCUCACCUCAACUUGGGUUGGGGGUUGGAGUCCAAGCUUCAGGUAUUAACAGUGCAACAACAUCUGCUUCGCUGCAGCCACAGUCAAGUGCAGUCCACCAACCAACUAAUCCGCAGACAAUCAUAUCUUCAACGCCUAAGGAUGCAGAAACUGUCCUUAACAAAGUUGAGGAAAUGCAGCAGCAACAGUCUCUCGCAGAAGAUUCUUCUUCAGAUUCUGCUGUCAACUCUGGGCUAGGAAAAAAUCUUGUUGCAGAGGAUGAAUUGAAAUCUCCUUACGCUUUAGAUGCUGCAGCCGCAGUUGCUUCUGGUUCUCUUCCUGAGCCUUCUCAAGUGAUGCGAGAGAUAGAUCUAUCUCCAGGGCAGCCUUUACAAUCAGCUUCAUCUUCUGGAAGUCUCGGUGUUAUUGGUCGAAGAAGUGUGUCUGACCUUGGUGCUAUUGGGGAUAACAUUAGUGCAUCAACUCCAAAUUCUGGGGGAAUGCACGAUCAGUUGUACAAUUUGCAGAUGCUUGAGGCUGCUUAUUAUAGACUUCCUCAACCCAAGGAUUCAGAACGUGCUAAGACCUAUACUCCAAGACAUCCGGCUGCAACUCCUCCAAGCUAUCCUCAAGUACAAGCCCCUAUUGUUAAUAAUCCAGCCUUUUGGGAACGCCUUGGUGCAGAUACUUAUGGCACUGACACCCUGUUCUUUUCAUUUUACUAUCAGCAGAAUACGUAUCAGCAAUACUUGGCUGCUAGGGAACUGAAAAAACAAUCUUGGAGAUACCACAGAAAAUACAACACAUGGUUCCAACGGCAUGAGGAGCCAAAAGUUGCUACAGAUGAUUUUGAACAGGGGACAUAUGUCUACUUUGACUUCCAUAUUGCCAGUGAUGAACAACAUGGAUGGUAUGGACUAUUGUUAUUGUUAUUUUACUCUUUUGUUACACUAUCUGCUCAUUCUAUAGUUUAUUCUUUUGUUAUUGUUAUUGUUAUUGUUAUUUUAUUCUUUUGUUACUUGUCCCUCAUCUUUCAUUGAAUUCUGACAACCUGCAAACAUUCUUAUUCUUGCUUUAGUUUUAGGAUCCUUACUUUGUUGUUUGCUCUUUGUUCUUCUUCUGCAUUAGGUUUUGAAAAUUGGAGCUUAGGAAGUCAGCUUUCAUUUAGAUCACCAUAAUGCUUUAGCAGUUAAGCUUUGUGGGAUUUAUUUUUACUGUGAUGUCUUCCCCUUAAUGAGUGUGUGGUGCAAUCCCAUAAGUUUACCUUCUCUUCUGAUCUCUCGGAUUCAGCUGCUUUUUUGCUCAUUGGUAUUACUCUCAAUGUCAGUUGCCUUUUGAAUGCAUUGAGGGCUCAAUUAGAGAACUUAUAAGAUCGUUAGAAGACUGAGAAAUGUCCUGAGUGUCCAGCAAAGCUGUGAACUUUGAUUCUAUUUAUCAUCACAAGAUCGUCUUACCACUAACAUUUGACUAUUUAUAAUUAAAGCUCGUGAGUUUUAUGUUGUGUGUUUUUUUUGUUCUUUUCUUCAAAAGCAUAUUCUAUACAAUGCAUACGGUGGAGAAUGAUUUGAAAUUUAGUUUAUUGGUGAUGCUAGUUUUGUGGGAGUUGACUUUUGGGUGAAAUAUGAUUGUAAUUUUCUAUAAUGUAACUGUCAAUUAAGUUCUAGGUGCGGAAGCCGUUUGAGUAUCUGAGGAUCCGCUUGAAUGUGCUCCUGAUAGAGGCAGAUAAUCUAUUUUAAUAUGUCGUUGCUGUCUUUAGAAGGAUGGAUAACUUAUGAGCUGCUUCUGUUCUGGAAGUUAAUAAAUUGUGUUUUCUGUCAAAAAUUGGCUGGGGUAGCUUAAGAUGUGCAACAAUAAUGGUAAAAUCUCUUUCUGCUGGACCAGAAAAUGGUCUCUGGAGAAAAAAACUCGAGUUCUUAUUAAUACUAGUUUCUUUCUGCAUUGAUUUUAGCUGGCUGGUUUAUGGUGGCAUGUUUCCUUGAAAGUGGUGUAAGCUUGUCAUGUGGUGGCCUUCUUUCUGACUGAGAUUUGAAGGAUCCCAAAUUAGUUCUUAGUCUUAGACUCUUAGUUGUAGGAAAAGCAAGUGAAUGACCUGAUGUGGGGCAUGAUUAUAAGCAUAGCCUCAUGUGAAGUCCUAAGAAAUAUGGGGCAUGAUUAUAUGCAUAGUCUCAUGUGAAGGGAUUGCUUUUGUGCUGCCUAAAUACAUUGCAGUGAGAUUAUUUUUUUUUGGGAUACCAAGCAUUUGGAUCAUCAUUUCCCAUAGAACGGAUUCCUAAUGAAACAGGAUCUCUUAUUGAUCCAGGGUAUUGACAAGGUUUUCUGUUGGAAGUUGUUUCAGUAUUAUGGAAUCGCUUCAGACCCCUAGAGAGAGAGAGAGAGAGAGAGAGAGAGAGAGAGAGAGAUGGGGAUAUGAUAGUUUGACUAUAGCCUAAACUUUCUCAGAGAGAGAGAGAAGAGGAUAUGAUAGUCUGACUAUAGCCUAAAUUUUCUGCGGAGCAAUUCAUUUUUAGAUUUUUAUUUGAUGGUGUGUAUCAGUGACCCCUCUUUUAGCUUUGAUUAACUCAUGUUUCUUUUUCGUUUUGUUUUUAAUUACUCAGGUGUCAGAGAAUCAAGACGGAGUUCACAUUUGAGUACAGUUAUCUAGAGGACGAUUUAAUAAUAUAGGGCUGAUUUCCUGUCGUAUUAUCUUUGACCACUUGAAAGUAGGUCUCAGCUGAUAUUUCGUUCAGUUAAAAUGUAAAAAUAGAAUGUCAAUUUGCAGUUAAAAUUUGUAUCUGGUGCUUGCGAAACACUCAAAAGUUGGACUCUCUUGUCAUUGACUUGGUACAAAAUGAAAUUAGAAAUUGUUCCUCAUUCAAUGAUAAA
This is a messenger RNA of Salvia miltiorrhiza (redroot sage), 4752 nucleotides long. Its product is annotated as general negative regulator of transcription subunit 3. Lineage: Eukaryota; Viridiplantae; Streptophyta; Magnoliopsida; Lamiales; Lamiaceae. The coding region runs from base 255 to 2930 and encodes 891 amino acids. The record is from RefSeq and is a predicted model, not a curated record. Gene Ontology annotation, cellular component: nucleus; CCR4-NOT core complex; P-body. Gene Ontology annotation, biological process: nuclear-transcribed mRNA poly(A) tail shortening; regulation of DNA-templated transcription. The transcript is spliced from 16 exons.